This is a messenger RNA of Ficedula albicollis (Collared flycatcher), 3822 nucleotides long. RefSeq names its product collagen alpha-1(I) chain-like. The transcript has 15 exons. Lineage: Eukaryota; Metazoa; Chordata; Aves; Passeriformes; Muscicapidae. The record is from RefSeq and is a predicted model, not a curated record. The coding region runs from base 1 to 3822 and encodes 1273 amino acids.
AUGGCAGCGACGGGCACCGGCGGCGGCGGCCGGCGACAUCGCGGCCCACCGGCGCCUGGGGCGGGGAACGGCGCCACGCGCAGAGAGCUACCCCCACCCGCCGGGCGGCGGGGGAGGCGGGAUUGCCCUCGGCGACGGCCGACCCCGGCGGCCGGCCCUUCCCGUGACGCCACGGGCAAGGAGCCGGGACCGCUGCGCAGCUGCCAGCCCAAAAGCACCGGACGUGCUAGAGGAGACAGCGACCCGACGAGGAGGUCGCGGGCCCGGACACCGAGGCCCCUUGGCUCGGGGCGGCUCGCUCUGCAGCAAGGCGGCGGCGCGACAAAAAGGAGCGCCAGUGCGGUGCGCGCGCGGAACGGGCUCUUUUCCCCCGUCCGUGCCCCCAAAUCGGUUCUCAUCGGCUUUCCCCGACCCCGCCCAGUGACAGUUGGGGGCGCCCCGCCCCCGGCCAUUGUCGGUUGGGGGCGCCCCACCCUCCACCACCAGCCUCCCCGGUGCCACUUUCAAACUUUUCCCGCCCAGGUUCCCAACGGCCAGUGCACACAGCGGCAGCGGCGGCGGCAGGGAGAGGAGGGGGGCUCCCGCCGAGGCCAGCAAGCUGAGAGCCUGGCGCAGAAGCGGGGCUGGCGGCGGGAGGAUUGGCGCGGUCUGUUCCUUCUCGAAGAAACUUUCUGUUCGGCUCUCUCUGAGCUUUUUGGUCCGGUGGCGUUUCUUCCCUCUCGGCCCCGGCCCCUGUCGAGCCCGCGGCAGGGCGGCAGCGCGGCGGGCGGCCGAGGGAGCGAGCCACGCAGAACUCGGCGGUGGCCUCUGGGGCAUGGAGGCGGCAGGGCCAGCGGCUUAGGCCGGGAGCCAGAGUCGGCCGCCUUGACGCAGCGGCUUUCGGGGAGGAGGAAGAGCGGGCGUGAGCAGGAGCGUUCGCGCGGCUGCGUGUGCUCGGCGGGCGGGACGGGGCGAGGGGGCCGCUCGCCCGAUGGACGAAAGGGGUCGCCACCGCUCAGCGGCGAGGGGGGCCGACGGCAACCGGUCUAUCCCGUCGAUAGCCGCCAGACACUAAGACCGGCGGAUGGCAAGAGGUCUCCCCGGCUACGGGCCGAGAGGGAGGCGGGGAGGCGGCAGCGGGCAACAGGUCUACCCGGCUGCGGGCCGGGAGGGAGCCGCGGAGGCGGCGGGCAACAGGGCUACCCCGCCGCCGGCCGCCGGAAGCCGAGUCCGGCCGGCCGGCGGCUACAGGUCUACCCGGCUAGGGGCCGGGAGGGAGCCGCGGAGGCGGCGGGCAACAGGGCUACCCCGCCGCCGGCCGCCGGAAGCCGAGUCCGGCCGGCCGGCGGCUACAGGUCUACCCGGCUAGGGGCCGGGAGGGAGCCGCGGAGGCGGCGGGCAACAGGGCUACCCCGCCGCCGGCCGCCGGAAGGGCCGGGAGGGAGCCGCGGAGGCGGCGGGCAACAGGGCUACCCCGCCGCCGGCCGCCGGAAGCCGAGUCCGGCCGGCCGGCGGCUACAGGUCUACCCGGCUAGGGGCCGGGAGGGAGCCGCGGAGGCGGCGGGCAACAGGGCUACCCCGCCGCCGGCCGCCGGAAGCCGAGUCCGGCCGGCCGGCGGCUACAGGUCUACCCGGCUAGGGGGGCCGGGAGGGAGCCGCGGAGGCGGCGGGCAACAGGGCUACCCCGCCGCCGGCCGCCGGAAGCCGAGUCCGGCCGGCCGGCGGCUACAGGUCUACCCGGCUAGGGGCCGGGAGGGAGCCGCGGAGGCGGCGGGCAACAGGGCUACCCCGCCGCCGGCCGCCGGAAGCCGAGUCCGGCCGGCCGGCGGCUACAGGUCUACCCGGCUAGGGGGGCCGGGAGGGAGCCGCGGAGGCGGCGGGCAACAGGGCUACCCCGCCGCCGGCCGCCGGAAGCCGAGUCCGGCCGGCCGGCGGCUACAGGUCUACCCGGCUAGGGGCCGGGAGGGAGCCGCGGAGGCGGCGGGCAACAGGGCUACCCCGCCGCCGGCCGCCGGAAGCCGAGUCCGGCCGGCCGGCGGCUACAGGUCUACCCGGCUAGGGGGGCCGGGAGGGAGCCGCGGAGGCGGCGGGCAACAGGGCUACCCCGCCGCCGGCCGCCGGAAGCCGAGUCCGGCCGGCCGGCGGCUACAGGUCUACCCGGCUAGGGGCCGGGAGGGAGCCGCGGAGGCGGCGGGCAACAGGGCUACCCCGCCGCCGGCCGCCGGAAGCCGAGUCCGGCCGGCCGGCGGCUACAGGUCUACCCGGCUAGGGGGGCCGGGAGGGAGCCGCGGAGGCGGCGGGCAACAGGGCUACCCCGCCGCCGGCCGCCGGAAGCCGAGUCCGGCCGGCCGGCGGCUACAGGUCUACCCGGCUAGGGGCCGGGAGGGAGCCGCGGAGGCGGCGGGCAACAGGGCUACCCCGCCGCCGGCCGCCGGAAGCCGAGUCCGGCCGGCCGGCGGCUACAGGUCUACCCGGCUAGGGGGGCCGGGAGGGAGCCGCGGAGGCGGCGGGCAACAGGGCUACCCCGCCGCCGGCCGCCGGAAGCCGAGUCCGGCCGGCCGGCGGCUACAGGUCUACCCGGCUAGGGGCCGGGAGGGAGCCGCGGAGGCGGCGGGCAACAGGGCUACCCCGCCGCCGGCCGCCGGAAGCCGAGUCCGGCCGGCCGGCGGCUACAGGUCUACCCGGCUAGGGGGGCCGGGAGGGAGCCGCGGAGGCGGCGGGCAACAGGGCUACCCCGCCGCCGGCCGCCGGAAGCCGAGUCCGGCCGGCCGGCGGCUACAGGUCUACCCGGCUAGGGGCCGGGAGGGAGCCGCGGAGGCGGCGGGCAACAGGGCUACCCCGCCGCCGGCCGCCGGAAGCCGAGUCCGGCCGGCCGGCGGCUACAGGUCUACCCGGCUAGGGGGGCCGGGAGGGAGCCGCGGAGGCGGCGGGCAACAGGGCUACCCCGCCGCCGGCCGCCGGAAGCCGAGUCCGGCCGGCCGGCGGCUACAGGUCUACCCGGCUAGGGGCCGGGAGGGAGCCGCGGAGGCGGCGGGCAACAGGGCUACCCCGCCGCCGGCCGCCGGAAGCCGAGUCCGGCCGGCCGGCGGCUACAGGUCUACCCGGCUAGGGGGGCCGGGAGGGAGCCGCGGAGGCGGCGGGCAACAGGGCUACCCCGCCGCCGGCCGCCGGAAGCCGAGUCCGGCCGGCCGGCGGCUACAGGUCUACCCGGCUAGGGGCCGGGAGGGAGCCGCGGAGGCGGCGGGCAACAGGGCUACCCCGCCGCCGGCCGCCGGAAGCCGAGUCCGGCCGGCCGGCGGCUACAGGUCUACCCGGCUAGGGGGGCCGGGAGGGAGCCGCGGAGGCGGCGGGCAACAGGGCUACCCCGCCGCCGGCCGCCGGAAGCCGAGUCCGGCCGGCCGGCGGCUACAGGUCUACCCGGCUAGGGGCCGGGAGGGAGCCGCGGAGGCGGCGGGCAACAGGGCUACCCCGCCGCCGGCCGCCGGAAGCCGAGUCCGGCCGGCCGGCGGCUACAGGUCUACCCGGCUAGGGGGGCCGGGAGGGAGCCGCGGAGGCGGCGGGCAACAGGGCUACCCCGCCGCCGGCCGCCGGAAGCCGAGUCCGGCCGGCCGGCGGCUACAGGUCUACCCGGCUAGGGGCCGGGAGGGAGCCGCGGAGGCGGCGGGCAACAGGGCUACCCCGCCGCCGGCCGCCGGAAGCCGAGUCCGGCCGGCCGGCGGCUACAGGUCUACCCGGCUAGGGGCCGGGAGGGAGCCGCGGAGGCGGCGGGCAACAGGGCUACCCCGCCGCCGGCCGCCGGAAGCCGAGUCCGGCCGGCCGGCGGCUACAGGUCUACCCGGCUAG